AUGGCGUUGUGCUUGAUAGUUUUGGCUCUAGUCCUGGCUGCUGGGGAGUUGAAGGCGACCUCAGAGAAGUCCAUAGCCCUGAGCUAUGUCGCCGCGCGUUACGGGAUGACUUUGGAGAGCUGUCGGGACGAGGCUCAUGUAACCACCGACAUCUUGCCAGAAUGGGCACAAGUCUGGGACCAUGACUUCGAUGCUAAUCGCAGAGAGAUCGGCUGCGCCAUCGUCUGUGACGCUAUUGCAACCACAGUAACAGAUUUAUUAGGAAACUGCGAGAAACAAAACCUGCAGGUUACCGACGACUGCAGCCGAACUAUUAACACGUUUGUUUGCUUCAAGGCCGAGGCGAUGAAGGCCGGCAUCGCUCCGUACGUCGCCUUAAUUAAAGAUGUGAUGAACGAGAUUUGA
This is a messenger RNA of Cydia amplana, 405 nucleotides long. RefSeq names its product general odorant-binding protein 2-like. The coding region runs from base 1 to 405 and encodes 134 amino acids. NCBI's taxonomy places the organism in Eukaryota, Metazoa, Arthropoda, Insecta, Lepidoptera, Tortricidae. The record is from RefSeq and is a predicted model, not a curated record. The transcript is spliced from 3 exons. Gene Ontology annotation, molecular function: odorant binding.